Molecule: messenger RNA, 2678 nt
Organism: Geodia barretti
Lineage: Eukaryota; Metazoa; Porifera; Demospongiae; Tetractinellida; Geodiidae
Source: the annotation of a GenBank genome assembly
CGAGAGCAGUGACAACCAUCAACCAAUAGGAGUCCACAGAGAUAGGUACCAAGAGUUCAUGGGUGUUCUCUGCAGUUACAUUGUACAGAAGCAGAAGAACUGGCAACGAGAAGACAUAUCUCAUGAACUAGUCUAUAAUGCAGUGGAGCACUGUGUGAUGCCCCAAAUAAAGCCCCUCAUCAUCCGAAGAGUGGCCCAAACAGAGAGAGACGAGCUGGUGUCCAGCAAAUGCCUGGAAUUCUCUGGCGUGACACAGGACCAGUUACGAGUCAGGCCAUGUCUCCGCAGUAACGAGCCCGUCCCUUUCAUUGAGGCCAUCACUCAACUUAGAGCGUCGUAUUUCUCCUCAACACCGACUGACAAGAUGUACAGUGUGGUGGGGGCUGCCAAGGCCCUCUACGACAGGCUGGGCGACAUUGGAGAAAGCUCCAUCGACGGCGACGCUUUCCUUGAUCUCUGGAUUUACGUCAUCAUCAAAGCCAACAUCAAAGACCUUGCCACCAACCUGUUAUUCAUGAUAGACUACGGUAACCCGCAGUUGGCGUGUGGAGAGGCUGGCUACUAUCUCACUACUCUCGAGGCAGCCGUACAUUUUAUCGCCUCCCUUUCUCCAGAGACCCUCCAGGCACCUCAGGGGGUCAUGGAGUUUGUGGUGUGUGAGAGGGAAUACUUCUCGUCCCUCUGCUCCCUGCCUGGCUCAGGACUGGAGAUGGUGGCCUCCGACACUGAAGUACAGGGAUAUCAGGUUGCAGUGAUCAGAGACUGGGCUCUAAAUAGAGCAAGGUUAUUCAGGUGUGCUCUUGUCCCAGCCAGCUACCAGCACUUUGCCAAAGUUGCUGUCAUAAGAGUGCCACAGAGCAGCACUAAUCCAGCAAUUACUCAAUUCAUGCUGAAACAGCUUCGAUGUGAAGGUUCAAAAAGCGAAGGACUGUACACCAGAACUGUCCCCCUUGGAUCUGCAAUCUGUGUGAAUGUCAAGAGCAUAGAUCGACGUAAACUCAUUGUACUGCCAACUGGUGACUAUGAUUCUCACAAGUCUGACCUGAACCACGUACUCCAACUUGAGAGGCUGGGAAGUCUUCAGACCGACAGCUCGCAUAGUGAUUCCUGCCUCAUCUACCCUUCGUCUGUAACUCGCAGUCACACUCUCGACAUUCCCAUGUCUCCACCGUACUACAGUAGCACUCGGGGCUCAAUCAAUCAAGGAAAAGAUGGUAACCUUUGCCCCCUCCCUCAUCCGGGGAGCAGGUUAAGACAUUUAAACGAUACCCCAUCGCCUCUGUGGUCUCCAUAUGUCCUGAGUCAGAACCUCGCCGAUGAUCAGAUAGAAGAAGAUACAUUUACCAAUCAGGUGGGAGGGAUGUCAGUAAGGAGUGAGCAUCGGCGACUGAGGCAGUCCAGUCGACCGACUCCAGACUCUGUCGACACUCGAAACUCAAAGCUGAGCCCCUCCCGCUCUGUACUCUCGAGGAUUACUAGAUCUCGCUCAGGAAACUCACAAGGAAACUCAGAGAUUACUGGGUCUCAGUCAGGAAACUCGGAGAUUACUAGGUCACGGUCAGGAAACUCGGAGAUUACUAGGUCUCGGUCCGACAGCUUGCAAGAGUCACAAUCAGCUCAUCCGAACAUCAUCAUGAUAGAAGCUGAAAUACACGAAGAUUGUAUAUCAAGUCAACCUCCAACAGGGCACAGCGAAAAUGACAGAGAUGAAAACGAAAAAGAAGAAUCAGCUCAUCUUCUUGUAGACGCAAGUGACGGUGUAAAGAGGAAGCCAGCUGGUGGCUCAGACAGCAGAAGAAACUUGGAUCUGGUCUUAGAAAACAACAAUCGUGGAAAUCUUCCAGAUGAACGUGGGGAAAAAGCACAAGAAAAUGCCGACGCAAACCCGGACUCGAAAAAGGACCAACUCUCGUUGGAGUUUAGAGGCAGCAGUGGUGGUUCUGAAAUGAUCCUAACUCUGGAGUACAGGAGGGAGCUGGAGACAGCGUUUGUCACAAACCACUUGUACGGAAACACUCCACAGUCUAUCGCUGAAGCUGCUCACACCAUCACACUCCAAGCUCAGAUGUAUCUCCAGAGGCUCAACUACCUGAGUGUGUCAUACAAGAUCACAGGGGAAUACGAUGACAUCACUCUCAAUGCCGUCAAGACAUUCCAGGGGCUAAUAGCUAUGUCCCUUCUCCAGCGAGCCCACAACCACCACGAGGCCCAGUUCUCGGUGGUGGUACCAGAGACUGGUCACCUCUCCCCCACCACCUACCAGUUCCUCAGACAGGCUUACAUCACCAUCUACGCCAGCAUGGUUAGAAUUGGACUAGACAAGUACCUGGGUGAUAACUUUAACCCCAUGUCGACGGCUCCAAGGGACAUCAGAGUGUUCAGAGAGUGUGUGAGUGGGCUACAGAGGAGUCAGGGGCUGAAGGAGUGUCAGAGCGGGGCCAUGUGCGCCAACACCAUCCACAGAAUAAAGCAACUCUUGCAUGCUCAGAAGAAAGUAACAGUGUAGUAGUGUAUAUUUUUGGGUUUUAGAGUGUUAAAAUUCAGAAAAAUGUUGUUGUAUACUAUGGGAAUUUGGUUGAAUUUUUGGGAGGAAAAUACCCUCUUAAAGUAUGAACAAUGCAACAACAAGUUUGUGCCCAUGCAAGAUGCGCCAUUGCUUUUAUUUCAUGCGUAGUAGC